Messenger RNA from Cornus florida, 1135 nucleotides. RefSeq names its product protein cornichon homolog 1-like. The transcript has 4 exons. The record is from RefSeq and is a predicted model, not a curated record. The coding region runs from base 268 to 687 and encodes 139 amino acids. Gene Ontology annotation, biological process: vesicle-mediated transport. Lineage: Eukaryota; Viridiplantae; Streptophyta; Magnoliopsida; Cornales; Cornaceae.
UCCAGCACGCCACGAUUUCUUGCUUGACGGUAUACUAUUUGAAGUCCGACAGUCUUUUAUAUUUUUCCCUUCUCUUUUCCGAUCCUUUGCGUGUGAUCAGCAGUAAAACGCAGAGUAAAAAGCGUGCGCAUUACGCACCAACCGCUUCCAUUAGCGAUCUUCUCCUGUUUUCUGCUGAUUCGCAGUUCUUAUCGUGCGCUUCUUCUUUUUGGUUCGUAUUGUUUUGACGAACUGAGGAAUCGAAAGAAGAGGAGAAGGAGAGAGAGGAUGGGUUAUCUACUCGUAUGGGUAUUGUUCUUCUUCGUCGUUGUAGCUCUUCUAGCGCUCGUCGUUUACCAGCUUAUGUGCUUGGCGGAUCUAGAGUUUGAUUAUAUCAAUCCUUAUGAUUCCGCAUCUCGGAUAAACAAAUUGAUUUUUCCAGAGUUUGUCACGCAAGCAGUCUUAUGCUUCCUCUGUCUUGUAACCGGGCAUUGGGUUAUGGCGCUGUUGAAUGUUCCAUACAUGUACUACAAUGUGAGAUUGUACAUGCGGAGACAGCACCUGAUAGAUGUAACUGAGAUCUUCAACUUGCUUAGUAGGGAAAAGAAGAUACGGAUCUUCAAACUCGCUUAUCUGAUAUUUCUUCUCUUUGUCUCCUUAUUUUGGAUGAUUUGGAACGUUUUGGAAGAGGAUGAACAUGAAUUUUGACUUCCAUUAUUAUGGAAAACGAGUGGAGGAUCAUCACCUGCUGCCUUUUAUUGAGCGAUAUUUCUGUGGCUGCAUUAUUUCAAGACCAACUCUUCUGUGAUUUAUAUAAUUUGAACAAUUCCCAGGGCUUGUAGGUAGGGUUUCUCAGUUUUAGGUUUUUAAUUUGAUACGACAUCCUUAGAUUGUUGUAUGGUCUUGAGACACUCGUUGAUAUUUUUUUCCCGUGUAUAUGUUUUCGCCAUUAUUGGGUUUUCUUCACAUUUUCUCAUUGGAACUGUAAGUCUGUAAUGGGCAUUGGCAGCUUGCCAAGAGCUUCUAUUAAACCGGUGUGAACGGCUCUUUUGUGUUCCUGCAUGUCUGCCAGCGAUUUGUUAAACAAUGUUUGGGAGGAGACCUUAACUUGUUUUUGCCGGAACAUAUAUGUGUUUUCAAGUGAGGGUCUCGAGUA